Messenger RNA from Candoia aspera, 2396 nucleotides. It is a transcript of the gene SH2B2, whose product is annotated as SH2B adaptor protein 2. NCBI's taxonomy places the organism in Eukaryota, Metazoa, Chordata, Lepidosauria, Squamata, Candoiidae. The transcript has 10 exons. The record is from RefSeq and is a predicted model, not a curated record. Gene Ontology annotation, molecular function: transmembrane receptor protein tyrosine kinase adaptor activity. Gene Ontology annotation, biological process: antigen receptor-mediated signaling pathway; intracellular signal transduction. The coding region runs from base 353 to 2362 and encodes 669 amino acids. Gene Ontology annotation, cellular component: plasma membrane.
GGAAGGCGGCGGGGGCGCCCCUUUUGCGCUGCUGCUGCUGCUGCUGGGCGCCCGGAGCGCUUUGCGCGGCUGCCUCGCCAGUCUCUCCGGCCGCCUUUCUUCCGUCCUUCCGCCCUGACUCAGAGGCCGCUGGGGGAGGACCGAGCCGGGAGCCCCUCUUCCUUGCCUCUCCGAGCCCGCUGUUUCUCAACAAGGAGAUGUGAGGAUCCAGCAUGGCAUGGCCAGAAAUAAAUGUCGCUUGUAUUUUUAAUUCUGCUCAACCUGAAGUUCAAAGCACAGAUACUUGGAAAUCAAACCUGCUGUAGUAAGACUGGUGACCAUCCAACUUGGUUGUAGGUGGAAUGGAAUAGUCAUGAAUGGUGAUGCCCUUUGUCAAGAACCUCCCUCCCAGCUUCCUGACUGGAGGGAAUUCUGCGAGCUCCAUGCCCAGGCUGCUGCAGUGGACUUUGCUCAGAAGUUCUGCCAGUUCCUGAAGGAAAAUCCCCACUACGACACCCCUGGGGCAGAAACCUCCUUCUCUCAUCAUUUUGCAGCAAAUUUCUUGGACAUCUUCAGCCUGGAGGUCAACAGGGUGUUCGUGUCCAACUCCCCUACCAAAUAUAACAUUGUCCCAUUUGUGGGCCUUCAGAACUGCCACAUGCCUUAUGGACGGGAUCUCUUACCAAGGAAAGAGCAGACUUCCGUGGAAUCUCUAGACAGCAUGGACAACACACUCACCUCCAGCAGGUAUUUAAGUCAAACUCAACAGGUUCAGGCAAGAAAAGUCUCUUCCUAUGGACAGUCCCGAAGCUCAGAAGAUGUCUCUGUUCACAGUACCUCUAAGACAAAAUUCAAGAAAGGUUUUUCUCUGAGGAACAUGAGCUUGUGUGUGGUGGAUGGCAUGAAGGAGAUGUGGCAUCGGCGGUCUUCUCCAGAGCCAGGCGCAGAAGCCAUGCAAAGCAAACAGUCAGACAGGGAACACGGUCCUCCUGGUAACAAAGAACAUAGUGAUUCCAGAGAGAAAUGGACCCACAAGCUCUGGCUUUCAAAGGGGCAAUCUUCUAAAGUGGAUUUAGUGGACAUUCAGAGAGAGGGAACCCUCCGCUACAUGGUUGCUGAUGAUACAAACUGUGUGGGUAGCUCUCAGUGGCAAAAGUGCCGUUUGCUGCUAAGGAAGGCAGUAAAGAUAGAGGGGGAGAGAUUCCUUCUAGAGUUCUACGUUCCUCCUAAGGCUUCCAAAGCGAAGGUCAGCAUCCCUCUAUCGGCUAUUAUUGAGGUCCGCACAACUAUGCCUUUGGAGAUGCCAGACAAGGAUAACACCUUUGUGCUGAAGGUAGAAAACGGUGCUGAAUAUAUUCUUGAAACGAUUGAUUCAUUGCAGAAACAUUCCUGGGUGGCGGACAUACAAGACUGCAUAGAUCCUGGGGACAGUGGUGAUGACAUUGAACUCUCUUCCUGCACCCAAGGAGCUUGCCUGCCAAGCAGAGUGUCAUCUUGUAGCUGUGAGUUCCUGCCUGAUGAUGUGAUGCGGUGUCAGGAUAGAUGUGCUGGCUCUACUGCCUCAGAUAGCAUAUCAAAUGCUGCCACAAUUGUCACAGCACCACAUGGCAGGAUCUCUGCAGGGGAAUAUAGAGCACAUGUGCCAUUAGAGAACUUUUUGCAGACACUGGAGUCUCCAGCCAACAGCAAUCACACAGCAGGAGAUGAAAGUGAGCCGGAAGCAGACAUCAAUCUCUUGGAGUUCCCUUGGUUCCAUGGGACGCUAUCACGGGUCAAAGCAGCCCAGCUAGUACUGUUUGGUGGAGUCAAAAGCCAUGGAUUGUUUGUCAUUCGGCAGAGCGAAACACGGCCUGGUGAAUAUGUGCUGACCUUUAACUUCCAGGGAAAAGCCAAGCACCUGCGUUUGUCCUUAAAUGAAAAUGGUCAGUGCCACGUCCAACAUCUUUGGUUCCAGAGUAUUUUUGAUAUGCUGCGGCAUUUUCAUAUGCACCCCAUCCCACUGGAGUCAGGUGGUUCUGCUGACAUAACCCUCCGCAGCUAUGUAAUGGCCCAGAGUCCACUGCCGGAACUCACCCCGUCUCCAGCAGUGGCUUCCCAGCAGCCCACUUGCAGAAAUGACCUCCAGUCUCAGCAUUACUUUUCUAGCUUUGUUCCAGUCACUUUUCAGCCAGCAUCUCCAUCAGAGGGCACCACAUCUUCCUCUUCUUCCUCAGCCAGCCAUUCACUUUACCAUAGGAUGGAAGGGACCUUGAGUGCCCGAAGCCGAAGUAACAGCACGGAGCGGUUGUUCGAUUCAGCUGCUGUUGGCACAGAAGACUACCACGAAAGCGAAGGUUCACGCAGCAGAACAAGAGCAGUUGAAAACCAAUACUCCUUCUACUGACUUUGCUGAUUGGGUGGCUUUCAGUGCAUUCCUG